This is a messenger RNA of Atta colombica, 858 nucleotides long. RefSeq names its product protein archease-like (gene Archease). Gene Ontology annotation, cellular component: tRNA-splicing ligase complex. Gene Ontology annotation, biological process: tRNA splicing, via endonucleolytic cleavage and ligation. Lineage: Eukaryota; Metazoa; Arthropoda; Insecta; Hymenoptera; Formicidae. The transcript is spliced from 4 exons. The record is from RefSeq and is a predicted model, not a curated record. The coding region runs from base 36 to 503 and encodes 155 amino acids.
UUGCAUUACGUGGAAGAGAAUCAGCUGUGCGCGACAUGGACGAGCUGGCGAGCGUAGAUCUCGAAAUACCACUCGCCAAAUACGAGUAUUUGGAUCACACCGCGGACGUACAAUUGCAUGCAUGGGGCGACACCAUGGACGAGGCUUUCGAGCAAUGCGCGAUGGCCAUGUUCGGUUACAUGACGGAUCUCGAGCGCGUGCAGGUCACACAGGUGCAUCACAUUGAGGCCGAAGGUGACGACAUGGAGAGUCUACUCUUUCACUUUCUUGAUGAGCUGCUCUUCAUGUUUAGCGCCGAGCCAUAUAUAGUCGCCAAGAAAGUCAAGAUUACCGAAUUCGACCGAGAAGGAUUUAAAAUCAAGGCAACCGCAUAUGGCGAGGAGUUCACAAUUGGCAAACACACGCAAGGCGCAGAAGUAAAGGCCAUCACAUACUCGGCAAUGCAGAUCAACGAUCGCCCGCGGGUGGAGCGACCCGAAAUCUUUGUGAUCGUCGAUAUAUGAUAUUAUCCUCGCCUGUCGAUCGCACUGCACAUAUAUUUCAACAAUAUUUUGCUGCACAACUUUCUGGUAAUGCUCUAACAACAAUGAAAAAGUAGUGGGGAAAAAUAGGAGGGAGGGUUACUUAGUUUGAACGGAUGGUGCAUGGAAAAAGUAGAGGAAGGUAGUCGAAGAGCAAGAAAGGAAAUCGUAUACCUCCCCUAUGGUCUACAUAGGAGCGAUCCUUUUGUAUUUGCCCCGUAGGGUUCAAAUAAAUACGUUACGAAGAAUGCACCGGGCCCCCCUUCUUCUUGGCUCGACUUGACUCAGGCGUGUACUAAGAUUACUCGAAUUCCCGGCAAAGCGCAAUAAAAAGAGC